AUGCGCCCUUCUCUCUAUUGUGCACCUCUUUUUCUUCUGCUACUAUUACAUUUGGCAUUUGCUAGGCCUCUCUUUCCUCUACCGAGUAAGACGAAGAAUGAAGAGAAGAAACCCAUACAGACGUUUCGACCAUAUAACAUUGCUCAUCGUGGCUCAAAUGGGGAAAUUCCCGAGGAAACAGCUGCUGCAUACCUGAGAGCUAUUGAAGAAGGGGCAGAUUUUAUAGAGUCUGACAUCCUUGCUAGCAAAGAUGGGGCCUUGAUUUGUUUUCAUGACGUAACACUGGACGAUACAACUGAUGUUGCCAGGCGUAAGGAAUUUGCAAAUCGAAGAAGAACCUAUGAAGUGGAGUGGUUUAAUGUUACUGGAUGGUUUGUAGUGGACUUCACACUGGAGGAACUUAAAACACUUAAAGUGAAGCAGAGGUACUCGUUCAGAGAUCAACAAUACAAUGGUAUGUUUUCAAUCAUCACAUUUGAAGAAUUCAUUUCAAUUGCCCUAGAUGCAGACAGAACUGUCGGCAUAUAUCCAGAGAUUAAAGAUCCAGUUUUUAUCAACAAGCAUGUCAAGUGGGCUGAUGGAAAGAAGUUUGAGGACAAAUUUGUGGAUACCUUGCUUAAAUAUGGAUACAAAGGUCAAUAUAUGUCAGAGAAUUGGCUGAAGCAGCCAUUGUUUAUACAAUCCUUUGCUCCCACCUCCAUUGUACAUGUAUCAGAUUUGAUUGACUCUCCGAAGGUAUUUUUGAUUGAUGGUAUCACAGUGAGAACACAAGACACGAACCAGUCAUACUGGGAAAUCACUUCAGAUGAUUACCUUGCAUACAUUCGUAAAUAUGUUGUCGGCCUUGGUCCGUGGAAAGAUACUAUUGUUCCAGCUUCAGGAAACUACUUGAUGCCACCUAGUGAUCUUGUCGCACGGGCACAUGCUUAUAAUCUCCAGGUACAUCCAUACACGUACAGGAAUGAGAACCAGUUCCUGCACUUCAACUUUCAUCAAGAUCCCUACAGUGAAUACGAUUUUUGGAUAAACACUGUGGGGGUUGACGGACUGUUUACAGAUUUCACUGGAACCCUUCACCGGUACCAAGAAUUGACGUCCCCGCACCCAAAGGAUGAAACUGCAAAUAGCCUCCUAGUAAAAAUUAGUCAAAUGAUCUCAGCAUAUGAAGGUCUCUGA
Messenger RNA from Miscanthus lutarioriparius, 1176 nucleotides. The record is from the annotation of a GenBank genome assembly. Lineage: Eukaryota; Viridiplantae; Streptophyta; Magnoliopsida; Poales; Poaceae.